AUGCCGACUGAGGGCAGAGCAAGCUCUGAUGAGGCACCGAUGGAUGACGCAGCAAACCCUGAGACUGCCGUGACCGAUGACACAACCAACACUGAAACCACAACAAGUGACCUCAUGGCAGAGGGUGACGCCACGAGUGAGGGCAUCGGAAACGCUGCCACCACGCCAGUUGAGAGUGUGACUGAUGCUCCCAGUGUGCACUUUUUGGAGGGGAAAGGUGUCUCCAGUUGGAAGCCAGUGCCGGUCAUCGUUUGGUACAUCCACCAUGACCUCACCUCCCACGUGUCUCUGCACACUAACAUCUGCAGGCUUGCUGAGGCACACCCAUGCGAUGUGGUGAUGACUCUCCUGCGCUGUGCCCCAGAGUGUGACAGAGCUGCUGCAAUGAUGUGGAGAAGCAUCGGCUCCUCGGGAACAGCAGUGGAGAAGGUGCUGCCAACACUGCUCCGAGUGAUGGAGGACUGGCCAGUGCAUGGAAUGUCCACCUCGGAUGGCGACAACAGAGACGUGUUUGCCCUGGCUGCAACCCUGGCACUGUGGCUGAUCAUCCAGGAGACCACGUGCCAGGAUGCAGUCAUGAAUUACGUCCCCCACCUGCUCAUGGCUCUGCUGUUCCAAGUGUCCAUGAGCACAGAGCAGGUGCCAGAAGAGGUGAACACCUUCUGGAGGGGAUGCCUGGAGCAACAUCGCCUUCCCACCCAGCCCAGCAGGUUUUUGGUAGAGACCAUCAAGGCCCUGCUCUGCCACCUGCCAUGGGAGGAUAUUUGGAUGGCAAGGAAGCGCAGGCUUGCCUGGGACCCACUCCUAAAUUCUGACACCCAUCACUAUGCAGUGGGUCUGCAUGUCAGGGAGAUGCGCCGCCAACUGACCCUCUCCCAUUCUCCACUGGCAAUCCACCUGCUGGGGCUGCUCAGCUCUGAGGACCCCCGUUGGGAGCUGCCUGCCCUGGAGUUCCUGGUGGAGCUCCUGGACUUUCUGGACGGAAGGAGAUGUCACAGCAGUGUUGAGCAGAUCCUGUCAAGGCACCUGCAGAGUGAGUGCCCAGAGAGACGUCGCCUGGCUCUCCAAGGCCGCAUGGUGCUCUGGACGGAUCUGUCAAUGGCCCAAAGCAUCUGCAGCCUGUCUCAACACCUCCUGGAGCUGCUGCCUGAUGCAGACGGAGAGCUGGUCGUGAUGACCCUCUCUGUGUUUGUGACUGUGCUCUGGGACAAAGACAUUCAGGCAUUCAUCUCCACUGCCCCCAAGCUGGCUGAGGCGCUCCGGCCACUCUUAGACAACGCUUGUGCCUGUGCCUGGUUGGCCUGGAGCAUCCAGUGCUGA
Molecule: messenger RNA, 1320 nt
Organism: Pseudopipra pipra
Lineage: Eukaryota; Metazoa; Chordata; Aves; Passeriformes; Pipridae
Product: maestro heat-like repeat family member 5
Exons: 9
Coding region: 1-1320 (439 amino acids)
Cellular component (GO): cytoplasm
Source: RefSeq, a predicted model, not a curated record